Messenger RNA from Dromiciops gliroides (monito del monte), 4025 nucleotides. RefSeq names its product vacuolar ATPase assembly integral membrane protein Vma21-like. NCBI's taxonomy places the organism in Eukaryota, Metazoa, Chordata, Mammalia, Microbiotheria, Microbiotheriidae. Gene Ontology annotation, biological process: vacuolar proton-transporting V-type ATPase complex assembly. The coding region runs from base 635 to 952 and encodes 105 amino acids. Gene Ontology annotation, cellular component: endoplasmic reticulum membrane. The record is from RefSeq and is a predicted model, not a curated record. The transcript is spliced from 2 exons.
GGUGUCACAAAGUGAAGGGUAUUUGACUCAUCCUGAAGUUCUGAUGCCUCUGGGCCCUGGAAGCAGGCUACGUGUGUGCCUGUAUGUCUCUGCGUUUCUAUUCUUGUAAAUGUGUCUAUGUUGCCCCUGCUUACCUGUCUUCUGUGUCUAUCACUGAGUCAGUCUUCCUUUCGAUUUAGUACGAGCAAAGUUUGAGAAGGCAGUGAUACAACAGGUAGUGAGACCUUAUGGGCAGCUGAAGAUACAGGAAAGGUAGGGAGGGCAGGACCAGGGGCUGAGAUCCAGGUGUCCGGCUGUGUGCAGCUAAUGAUGACCAGCGCCUUGGCAACAAGUGACGGUUUUGCAAAGGUAGGGAGAGCAGAGACAGACGCCAAGCCUGCGUAAAAGCUACGCAUUUCCACCAGCGGACUAGGAGGGGCCGUUGCCAAGGGCUCCGGGGGGACAUGCGACAGCAUCCCCCCUUAGGCCCCCCAGUACCCCCGAGUCACAUGAGCUCCAGGAUCCAGUGUUGGGGCUGCGAGGCUGGCGCAGAGUGGGGUCAGCUGACGGCGCUGCGGCCCCUCGGCUUCAGUGAAGACAAGCAGGGACACCCUCCCGGACAGUCUGCAUAGCCGCUGUCCAGCCCGAUCCCGAGAUGGACCCAAUUGACGAGAAGAAGCUGCGGGCCCUGCAGAUGCUGCAGCCCCCCGGUCUGGGCAAGGGUCGAGCGCUCCUGGCCACUCUGCGGACCCUGAUGCUCUUCACCGCGGCGAUGAUCACCUUACCCAUUGGGCUCUACUUCGUGUCUAAGACGUAUCUCUUCGAAGGCAUGCUGGGCUUGCCGACCAUCGACAGCUACUUCUAUUCCGCGAUCGUGGCCGUGGUCUCCGUGCAUAUAGUGCUAGCUCUCUUCGUCUACAUGGCCUGGAACGAAGGCACCCGGCAGUGGCAGGAGGCGAGCAAGCUAGAAUAGGAGAACAGCAGCCCCGCCCGGAUGGCCCUCACCCACCCACCCACCUCCUAGCCCCCCGGCUGGGGAGGGGGGCCCAGCGGAAAGAUCCGGGGCUUGGGCAUCGUGGGCAUCCGUGGGGGCCGCUGCUUUCCACCCGACCCAUGAAUGUUUGAGGAGACUCCAGCGUGGAUAUUGUGCUAUGUCUCCAUAUUCCCUGUUUAUGACACCAGGAGAGAGAGCGGCCAUCACUUGCAGUGCCAGUCAAAGACUCCACAUAUUCUGUGAUAAAAACACCGGCUUGUCCUGGUACCAAUGGAUACCAAGGAAAAUUCCUCAGUUCUCCAUUUACUUGGUUUCCACUCUGUACUCUGGGGGGUCCAGCCUAAUUCAGUGGUGGUAGGUAUGGGAUAGAUUUCAUUAUCAAAAUCAGAAGCCAGAAAGCUGAAGAUUUUGCAGAUUAUUACUGAUAAUCAUCCCACCUACCAUAGUAUUCCAGUACCUAUUAUAGCCUUCCCCACCUCCCUGGACCUGUUUGGUUCUUUAGCUCAGAGGACCAUCUGAUUCAUCCCAAAACCUAUGUCCAGAGCAGCCGCUGUUCUCAUAUCAAGAUAUAGCUCAACUCUGCCCUAUGCUUUGGGGUCUGUUCCUCUCAUAAUCUAUAGUAUUAUUCCAAAAGCAGUAUGGGGUCAUGAAAGGAGCACAAGGUUCAGACUCAGAAAACCUGGUUUUGAAUCCUAGCUCUACCACUAAUUAGAUGCAAUUUACUUCAGUUUACCAAUCCACUGAAUAAGUAUAAUGAUUUUUUUUAAUCAUGCCACCUCCAUCAUAGAUGAACUUGUAUGUAAAUUGGAUCAAGUCCAGAUCUCAAUUUCAUCAUCUUAAUGCCACUGCCACUUCCUUGGUAGAUCUGGUCCUGAGGGGUUAAGAGUGCAAAUGUGCCAGGUCCACUUUUGUCCCUCUUAAGAAUGUCAUUGUAAAGCCACUGAAAGAUAUGCUUCAUUUCACAUCUAUUUGAUGUAUUUCUGGUUCUUAGCUAAAGUUGUUCUGCUGCUCUUUGGAAUCCCAUGUAUUCAUUCAUUCACUGCUUUUGCUUGUCCUGUGGAACAAUGACACUGGUCUUCUGCCCUUCUCUAUGUAGCUUUGCAAAUUGAGCUCGCAUUCCAAACUAUUGCUACCUGUGGCUAUUAUAUCUCUGCUUUGCAAAGUUGAGUGCCUGCUACCUGUGACAGUUUCUGAGCUCUUUUGAUCUUCUUGUUGUGACAACUAGUCAGCAUAAUUUGGACUUUUCUAGGAAAUGAUGAUAAAAGCAAUGCCUAUUAUCCAUUUCUGAUUUUGAGACCCCCCACAAUUUGAUGCUUACUUUAACCUUUUCUCUUAUCAGUAGCUAAUCUGAUUGUAUAACAUCAGCUGGUUUCAAAAUCACUGCUACAAUGGACCAAUGGUUUCCUGUCUUUUAAGAUAUCAUGUUACAUAUUUGGCACAUCAAGUGCUUUCCACACUUCUAUCAAAGAUAUUCACAAUUUAUUGAUGUGAGGCUUCUGAGUAGUCUACAAGUCUUUGACUCCUUUCCUUUCUUGUUCCUGAACCUUAUUCUCCAACAUAGUUUUUAUCAUCUCCACAUGCUCACUUCAGCAUCAAAAUUGUUUAUUUUGUUUAGAGAAUCUCAUUGAGUUCUUUUAAAAACAUUUUCUACCCUUUCCUCUGUAAUGGAUAUUGGUAUAUAAGCUUUAUUCACCUUUGCUGUGGUCUGUAAAAUUGGUGAAAACUUCAACAUGAGAUAACAAAAUAUAGCAUGAAAUGAUAUUUCUUGUUGCCUUGGAGUGUCAUGAAAAUAAUUUGACAUUUCACUUAUUUACUUUUCUAAAGAUCUACCAGCUAUUCUUCCAUUUUGCUGUGGCUUUGUUAUAGCUUCCAGUUUUAUUAAUAGCUAGAAUAGGGCUAAGUGGUUGGAUAUAUGCUAAAAUAAAUGCAAUUCAAUAUGGCAGUUGUUUUGCACAUUGUCUAAAUGAAAGGAUUUCUUGUUGAAGGCAAAGUUCUCCAAUUGCUUCUAUUUACAAGUGGCCUGCAUCAAGACCAGGAAUACACUUAAUAUUUAGUACAGUGCCUGGCAUUUAGUAAGCACUUAAAUGCUUGUUGACUGACUGAUUGACAGUAAAAUAUCCAGAAAUGUGAAAGAGCUUAGUGUAUCCAAUAUGGAAAAAUAAAGUGGAUGAAAAUUGAACAUUCCUCAAGUUAUAUCAUGGUGCUAGAAGGGUGGUCCAACUAGCUAGCACAUUGAUAUAUAUUUUAUGGGUAAUGAGCCUGGACCCAGAAUUUCAUAGGAAGAGAUUAGGUUGAAUUGCAUAUAGUGAAUUGUGCAACGCUUUGCUUUUAGUGAUCCCAAACUGCACUAUUGUGAAAACCCAAUUCUUUAAUGCUGUAUUUUCCCAAUGACAUUAUAAGCUGCUGAUCAUGGAAUACCACAUUCUCAGAAGACUCGGUUAAAGAUAGCCUAGUAGGCAAAGGAAAGAUGCAUGGCAGUAGUGAAUUGUUUGUAGCCUGCUACCAGUGAUGGCUUGUGCAUAAGAUUUGGCUCCAAAGGCAUUGAAGUGGGGACUAGCUCAAAAAGAAUGUGGGCUUCUCUUGUAGUAAAGAUGAGAAAAUGGAUGGAUAACUCAAGUGACACAUGGGGAUUCACAAGAUCCAAAGAGAACCAGAAGAAGCUCUUCACAUUGGCUGGAUCAUCUAUGAAGGGUUCUUGGAGAGAUUUCAUCAAGACUGACAGAAGGAUGAAAAGGCAGGGAUGAGUUAUGAAGUAAAGGAUUGCCAACAGAGUGGGGACAUCAUUUUUUGGGAAUGACAACCUUCUGGGUAUACCUUAAAUCAUGCCUGGCUGGCAGCUACUUUGUUGGUUAAGUCCCUGCAUUUAAAAGCCUGCUAUUUUAGAAGAGAAGCAAGUAGGUGAGAGCAGGAGCUAAGGGUUUGUCUCUCUCAACCCUAAAGGGGAAAAAGGGAAAGCUUAAUAAGAAAGGCAAUAAAUUGCACCUAAGUGUAUAUAUGUCUACAUCUUGCUCUAAAUGUGUUAUCUUUUAAAUAAAUUGUUUAGUAACAUCAA